Prionailurus viverrinus (fishing cat) is the source of this 1834-nucleotide messenger RNA. RefSeq names its product class I histocompatibility antigen, Gogo-B*0101 alpha chain-like. The transcript has 7 exons. Gene Ontology annotation, molecular function: peptide antigen binding; signaling receptor binding. Gene Ontology annotation, biological process: positive regulation of T cell mediated cytotoxicity; antigen processing and presentation of endogenous peptide antigen via MHC class I via ER pathway, TAP-independent; immune response. The record is from RefSeq and is a predicted model, not a curated record. NCBI's taxonomy places the organism in Eukaryota, Metazoa, Chordata, Mammalia, Carnivora, Felidae. The coding region runs from base 77 to 1435 and encodes 452 amino acids. Gene Ontology annotation, cellular component: external side of plasma membrane.
ACCGCGGUUCCGAGGUAUAGUCUCUGCACUCGCCUCCGGUUCCAGCUGCGACUCACAUUCUCCCCAGACCCCGAGGAUGCGGGUUGUUAUGCCCCGAACGCUCCUCCUGCUGCUGUCGGGGGCCCUGGCCGUGACCCAGACCUGGGCAGGUGAGUACGGGUUCGGGAGGAAAGGGACUCUGAGGGGCAGGAGCGAAGAAACCGCCCGGCGGGGAAGCGGAACCCCGGGGGAAGCCGACUGUCCACCGCCCGGACCCAGACCUCCACCCGGGCCUCCCCUCCCCCGUCCCUCCCGGACUCCGUCCUGCUGUCCCCUACUCUGGUCCUCCUCCCCCUGCCCUCCCGGCCGACUCCCACUGGGACCCGGGCCCCUCGCGGGGAGGAGGGUCGGGCGGGGUCUCAGCCCCUCCGCGCCCGCAGGCUCCCACUCCUUGAGGUAUUUCCACACCGCGAUGUCCCGGCCCGGCCUCGGGGAACCCCGCUUCAUCGCCGUGGGCUACGUGGACGACACGCAGUUCGUGCGGUUCGACACCGACGCCCCAAAUCCGAGGAUGGAGCCGCGGGCGCCGUGGAUGGAGCAGGUGGGGCCAGAGUAUUGGGACCGGGAGACGCGGAUCGCCAAGGUGCACGCAGAGAUUGCCCGACCGAACCUGCAGACCGCCCUCCGCUACUACAACCAGAGCGAGUCCGGGUCACACAGCAUCCAGAGAAUGCAUGGCUGUGACAUCGGGCCUGACGGACGCCUCCUCCGCGGGUACAGUCAGUUGGCCUACGACGGCGCGGAUUACAUCGCCCUGAACGAGGACCUGCGCUCCUGGACCGCGGCGGACACCGCGGCGCAGAUCACACGCCGCAAGUGGGAGGUGGCUGGUGAGGCGGCGCGCUAUAGGAAGUACCUGGAGGACACGUGCUUGGCGGGGCUCCGCAGGUACCUGGAGAUGGGGAAGGAGACGCUGCUGCGUGCAGAGUCUCCCAAAACACACGUGACCCGCCACCGGAUCUCUGACCAUGAGGUGACCCUGAGGUGCUGGGCCUUGGGCUUCUACCCUGCGGAGAUCACCCUGACCUGGCAGCAUGAUGGGCAGGACCACACCCAGGACACAGAGCUUGUGGAGACGAGACCUGCGGGAGAUGGGACCUUCCAGAAGUGGGCGGCUGUGGUGGUGCCUUCUGGAGAGGAGCAGAGAUACACGUGCCAUGUGCAGCACGAGGGGCUGCCCGAGCCCAUCAUCUUGAGAUGGAAACCAUCCUCUCAGCCCUCCAUCCCUAUCCCGGGCAUCAUUGUUGCUGUGGUUGUCCUUGUGGUCAUUGUGGUGGUUGGAGCUGUGAUCUGGAGGAAGAAGUUCUCAGCAGAAAAAGGACCGAGCUACUCUCAUGCUGCACGCAAUGACAGUAUUCAGGGCUCUGAUUCAUCUCUAAUGGCUCCUAAAGUGUGAGACCCGCUGCCCCUCAGGGACUAAUACAGGAUCUGUUCACACUUGGUGCCAUCGAGAUCCCCUGACUUUCUGCGGAUGGUGUCAGAAUGUGUCUGCGUUCCUAUUAGCAUAUUGUGAGGACACAGGAGACUGCCCCCCCCCGCCCUCCAUGACCCCUCCCCGUACUGAUUCGUGUUCCCUUUCUGACCUGCUUUCCUGUUCCAGCCGAGGAGGGGUGGACCAUCUCCAUCCCCAUCUUUUUUUCAUGUUGGAGUACUGAUGCUUUACUUUCCUAUUGAAAAUGAGAAUCCAGAUAUGAAUUUAUGUUUUGUAAUUCUUGGUAUGUGGGCAUGAUGAGGUAAUAAAAGAGAGGAUUUGUAUGGUUGGAACAGAAAAUAAAUGAAAGCACUGAGAACCUUA